AUGCAGCUAGCAGCUCUCUCUCUGCUUCUCUUGCUGAAUUCUCUGGAUUUUGGUUUUGCUCGAGUUUCCCCCAAAAGAUCUCAGUUCUUUAAAUACGACAGUUUCUCUGUGAGCUGCCAGGACGACGGGGAAGAGGAAGAGGAAGAGGAGGAGGAGACGGCGUGGACGGUGAUGAAGAGGAUGCAGGACGGAGAGGUGCGUCCCUGUUCGUCCUCCUGCUCCGUCUCCGCUGCGUUCCCCGCCACAGACAGCGGAGAGUACUGGUGUCAGAGCGGAACCACAGGAACCAGUAACAGCGUCAACAUCACCGUCACUGGUGGUCCAGUGAUCCUGGAGAGUCCUGCUGUCCCUGUGAUGGAGGGAGACGCUGUGACUCUGAGCUGCAGAACCAAGUCGACCUUCUCCUCCAACAACAUCUCAGCAGAUUUCUAUAAAGACGGCCUCUUCAUCAGCAGCAGCUCUACAGGAGAGAUGACCAUCCACAGUGUUUCUACAUCUGAUGAAGGACUCUACAAGUGUAACGUCUCUGGAGGUGGAGAAUCUCCAGACGGCUGGUUGGCUGUCAGAGCGCCACCUGCAGGCUGGGAUCCUCCACCUCCCCUGCUUUCUGUUUUCACACUGGUUCGCUACCUGGUGGUGGCGUCUCCGUACCUGCUGUGCACCGUCUUACUGGGACUCAUUUACAGGGACAGAGCGAGAGCGCAACAUGCCAUCAAAGCAACGGCAACAUCUAAUGAUGUCAUAAUGGAAAUCGCUGCAUGACAACCAGUGACAUCAUCAGGAGGAAGCGGCGUCUUCAGACUCGAGCAAAAAUAAAGAAAACAAUUUAAUGUUUAAUUACAUUCUUAUUUUAUUUUUUGUCUGUUUAUUGAUGUUGUCGUUUGUUGUAAUUUUGAACAUUAUAUUUAUGUUUGUGUGUUUGUCAACACAUGCACAAAAAUACACCCGUUUCAAUAGUUAUCAGUCCAUUAAACAGCAGUUAUCGGCUGUAAUGAACAUCGUACAUUUGGCUCCACCUGCUAGUGCAGAAGGUUGUUAUACGCCCAUUAAAUCAGCUGUUCUCAACCUUGGGGUCGGGACCCCAAUUGGGGUCGCGAGAUGAUUUCUGGGGGUCGCCAAAUCAUUUUGGAAGUCAGCUCUGUCUCCACUGUGUUAAAGUGUUCAUGUGUUAAUGUGUUUUAGUCUUUUUGGUCACUUAAUGUCUUUUUUUAGUCAUUUUGUGU
This is a messenger RNA of Centropristis striata (black sea bass), 1223 nucleotides long. Its product is annotated as low affinity immunoglobulin gamma Fc region receptor II-a-like. The transcript has 7 exons. NCBI's taxonomy places the organism in Eukaryota, Metazoa, Chordata, Actinopteri, Perciformes, Serranidae. The record is from RefSeq and is a predicted model, not a curated record. Bases 1 to 762 code for a protein of 253 amino acids. Gene Ontology annotation, biological process: cell surface receptor signaling pathway. Gene Ontology annotation, molecular function: transmembrane signaling receptor activity.